Messenger RNA from Penicillium atrosanguineum, 1062 nucleotides. Its product is annotated as putative C6 finger domain protein. The transcript is spliced from 3 exons. The coding region runs from base 1 to 1062 and encodes 353 amino acids. Gene Ontology annotation, molecular function: zinc ion binding; DNA-binding transcription factor activity, RNA polymerase II-specific. The record is from RefSeq and is a predicted model, not a curated record. Gene Ontology annotation, biological process: regulation of DNA-templated transcription. NCBI's taxonomy places the organism in Eukaryota, Fungi, Ascomycota, Eurotiomycetes, Eurotiales, Aspergillaceae.
AUGCCCGUGGCUGUUGAGACUAUGGCAACGACACCGAAUUCACAGAGCGCCAUGGACGCCGCAAACGACAAGAAGCGUAAUAAGUUGGGAUAUCAUCGGACGUCAGUCGCAUGUGUACAUUGCCGGCGACGAAAGAUCCGAUGCUUAGUAGCAGCAGACGACCCGCAGGGACGAUGUGAGAACUGUAUUCGAUUACGAAAAGAUUGUCAAUUUUUCCCAGUCGAUCAACAACCGCCGGUGGAGAAGAAGUCGCGGCCCAGUUCGAGAUUAGAGACGGCAUCUGGGGGCUCAGCGACGACUCCAAUUUCCUCGUCGCCGACCAAUUUGAACGCGGAAUCGGUCGAUACGUUUUAUCAAUAUCAGCAGGUCGCCAUGAAUUCAUCAGGGCAGGAUAUGGCGACUUUCCCACCCGGCGCAUUUGCUGGGAACCCCAUGUCGGGCUUUGUACCAGACCAGUCUAUGGGACCAGGGGAAUUCACUAGACAUCCGAUGGAAGCAGGAGUUUGGGAUGAGUUUACGACGAUAUCUGACCCUCAAAUUCUGGCCACUAUGAACGCAAAUAAGAACCAGAUGAUGAAUCUGUCGCCCAACGUGUGGCCAGCUGGAUUGCCGCCCAAUUCGCCCAUGUCUGCAGCAUCACCCAUGGCAGGCCAAGCACAGCCUUUGAAUCCCGGCGCAACAUAUGCUAUGCAGCCCGAUGGAAUGGUCUGGCAAGUCCCACCCCCACCGUCAAGGGCGAUGAGCUACCCCGGUCAAGAUGUGGGCUCUUCCUUUCCACAACAAUUCCAACCUCAGAUGGCCCCCGACCUCAAGCGGAGGAUGACAACACCCGCGCAAACAGUCGCCUCGCAAGGCGCAUCAGGACCAACCCCCGACAUGCAGGUACCUCCCGGAUCCUAUCCAACACAAGCAGGGAUGGGAUUCCCACAGUGGCCUAAUAUGAACGCCAUGCCUGGUAUGGGAGUGAUGCAGUACCCCAUGUACGGGGACGUCCAGCAACAACCAUUCACCAAUCCUCCUCCAAUGGGGCAUCCCGGCGGACCAGGACGAUCGGGUCCCUAA